AUGGGGGUAGUUAUAAUGAAUGAUAAAUUAAGUAAAAUCGGAGAAACUAGUGAAUUAAGUAAUAAUAUUCAAAUGCUAGAUACACAGGGGCCAGAAUUGGUUGUUUCUACGGAUAAAUCUGAAUUGUUGCCUACAAAAGUACUGAUUCCAAAGACUACAACAGAUGUUGUUACUAGCAAUGUCCUUAGUAAUGAUAUAACGGUCACUAUACCUGAAAAUGGUAAUGUUACUAGCAAUAACGUUAACAGUAGCAGUAUUAAUAUGAACAUUAAUAAUAAUGAUAAUGUGAGGGAUAAUAAUAAAAAUAUAGGGUUAGAACCUGUGAAAUCGGAUCAAUCUCAAAAUAUUUUACUGCAGCAUGAUUUCAGCAUUUUGAGUAAUCAUGAUGAUUUUGUAUCGAAACAAAUAAGUUCUAACGGUAAUGCUCAUGAUUCAGGUAAAGUUAUCUUACGGGAUUCGAUAAUUACCGAUGGAGAGAAGAAUAAUAGCAUUGGUGAUAACAAUAAGACUUUUAUGGCUAAAGAAUUCAGUAAUAUAAGCUUACCAACGACAUUAGCUGGGGGAACUAAUGGUUCCAAGGACACGAUUGAAACUUUAAUAACAGAUCAAACUUUUACCAGAGCUAACGUAUUAGAUAACAGAGAGAUAGUAGGGAGUGAUAAUGAGCGACUUCCAAUCACAAAUUUACUUAAUGAUGACAAUAAUGAUGAUAAUAAUGAUGACAACGUAAAUAAUAGCACUGUUAAUGAUAAUAUUAAUUUAGAAAAUAAUGGAAAAAAGAAUAUUAUUCUUAAUAAUAAUGGCAAUUCCUCAAAUGUACCUAUGAGAAGGAAUGUAUUAAACGGAAAUGGCAAUGUUAAAGGAAGGUCCUUGACAUUUACUUUAAAUAAUGAUGCAAAUGCUAAGAGAUCAAGCAUAUAUGAAUCAAAAUCAACUGUUAAAGCUAUUCCUAUUAGAAAUCCAAAUUCUAGUAAUUAUUUCGACAACGGCAUCAAUGAUGAUGCUUAUUCUUCAAAAAGUGGAUCAUCUUCGAUGAAUACAUCCUUAUCAAAAAGUUUUUUAUUCGGAUUUUACAAUAUGUAUAGAAAAAAUUAUAAGAAUCCACAUAAACAGAUCCUUUCAAAGGAAUAUUGGAUGAAAGACGAAAGUGCAAGAGAAUGUUUCAUAUGUGCCAAAGCGUUUAAUACCUUUAGAAGAAAACAUCAUUGUAGAAUGUGUGGUCAAAUAUUUUGUAGCAGCUGUAUGACACCAAUUGCUGGUGAUAAAUAUGGUUAUAAUGGAUUAAUGAAAGUUUGCAAAAAUUGUUCCAGGCAUUUGGAAACUUAUGAGGAUUCGAGCGAGGAGGAAGAAGAUGACAUACAAAAUGAAUAUCUUCAAGAUGAAAUUUUAUCAAAAAGAAAUACACCAGAUGUAUUGAAUGAUAUGAAUUCGAAUAAUCAAAAGAUUUAUUUAUUUAACGGUGAUGAUGAUAUUCACAGUUUGGUAACGAAUGGUGAUGAUUCAAAAUUGUUCGUUUCAACACCUCCACCCCCACCUAAAAUGACAAUACCUGCCACUAGACAAGGUGAAUCGUUGGAAAUAUUUUCAGAUUCUUUACAACAAACAAAUGGAUACAAGUUGAAAAAAAAAUAUGGCGAUGGGGGUUUGUCUCAUAGUUCAGGAAGUACUAAUCAACGUGAUAGAUAUACAAUCAGAGAUGUCGAUAUGAUUCCACAGCCGUAUGACGUUAAAUUAUCUCCGUAUCAUACCAGGACAAAGAAGAAAAACAGUUCUAAUUCAUUUAAAAAGUCGAUAUUUGGAUACGUCAGUGGAGGGAAAUCUCCACAAGAAAAAAUUUCACCAGGAAGCCCAGAAAUUUCAGAUUCAGUAAUACGUAAUUUUGGUAAAAAGAACUUUAAGUUUGAAUUCAACUAUGGAUUGGAUAAUGCUUCAUUGAAAUCGUCUCAUUCAAAAAUGGAUGUUUCAGAAAAGACUCCAAAUGAAGUUGUAAAAGCAUUAAAAACAUCAAGCAACGACAGCCAUCAUAUUCUAGAAGGAUCAUCUUCCGAAGACGAAGGAUCUAUGUCUAUAUAUUCAUCCUUGAAUGGAACUAAAGAUAAGGUUAAUCCAAUUAGAUCUAUGAGAACAUCUAUUAAAUCAUCACAAAGGGCAGAAGCAUCUUUGCAAAGAAUUAAAUUUAGAAGAAAAAGUAGAAGUAAGCCAAAUUACCCAGGAAACACUAUCUCAUUAUAUAAAGGAAUGAAUUUAUUAGCUCAUAGUACCCCAAAUCUGGUGUCCGUUAUGGAUAAUGAUGAAGAAUGUAUAAAUGAUAAUAAUGAUAAUGGUAGUACAUUAAUUCCCAAUGAAGGUACUAUUCAGUCAAAUAACUAUCCUAUUAAAUAUAGAGCUGGUUAUAAUCAGUUUUUGCCAUAUAGAAGAUCUAUAAGUAUUUCGGCAAUGAGGAGUUUUAAAGAAAACAAAAAUGAAUUAAAUGAUGUCUCUAUUUUACAUUUAGAAGCCUUGAUCAGACAAGUAAUGGAUGAUCAAGAAUUAUCUGACAAAGACGAAUGGAGUAACACAAUCCGUGGCUUUCUGGAUAAAGUUCAUAAUAUUGAUAUUAGUGCGAAAGAUUCCAAUACCCUUGAUUAUAGACAGAAUUAUAUCAAAAUAAAAAGGAUUGCAGGAGGGAAUAUAUCUCAGUCAGAAUUCAUAGAUGGUAUUGUUUUCUCUAAGGGUCUAAGUUCAAGAUCCAUGAUGCGGUAUAUAGAAAACCCAAGAGUUCUCUUAAUUAUGUUUCCUUUAGAAUAUCAAAGAAAUGAAAAUCAGUUUCUAAGCAUUGAAGCAGUGAUGGCUCAAGAACGUGAAUAUUUGAAUAAAUUAAUAUCCCGAAUUGUUUCGCUGAAUCCUGAUGUAAUAUUUGUCGCUGCAAAUGUAAGCGGGUACGCACUGGAGUUACUUGUAAAGGCAGGAGUAGUAGUUCAAUUUAAUAUCAAACCACAGAUAAUGGAACGAAUUUCAAAGUUAACUGAAUCUGAUAUAGCAGUCUCAGUUGAUAAAUUAGUUUCUGAUGUUAGAAUGGGUGAAUGUGAGUCAUUUGAGGUUAAAACGUUUGUGUAUGGGAAUAUUAGCAAAUCGUACACUUUUCUUAGAGGAUGCAAUCCUUCUUUAGGAGGUACAAUAUUAUUAAGAGGUUCUUCGGAUAAAGGGUUGGAAAAAGUUAAACAAGUAUCGGAAUUUAUGAUAUAUGCAGCUUUUUCAUUAAAAUUAGAAAGUUCAUUCUUUAAUGAUAAUUUUAUUAUUCCAUCAAUUGAGUUUUAUCUUAAUGCAAGAAAAAAGAAAGUUGAAUCUGCACCUACUGGAUACUUUGCAGAAUUUUUGGGUGAAUUUAAUAAACGUAUUCUAUCAGUAUCACCGACUGUAGAAUUUCCAAUGCCAUUUCUGCUUAGUAAGGCUAGGACGUUGGAAUUGCUGCUUCUUCAAAAAAUGGAUGAAAAAUCAAAAUUCCUUGAGAAUAAUGAUGAUCUUGAAAUUAAGGGAAUUGUUCCUGUUGAUAUAGAAUCUAAACUUACAAAGAAAGAUUUAAAAUAUCUGGCAAAAUUUAUUCAUAGUAAAGAAAUUGAAGAUUUAGAGCUACAAUUUCGGAGACGUAGUAGACAAUGGGAACUAUCUCAUUCUCAGUACCAUAAUUUAUUGGGAACUGGCUCGCAUCAAUCCAUCGCAGUUCUAUAUUCAAUGGUUUCAACUAAAACUUCCACGCCAUGUGUCGGUCCUCAAAUCGUAAGCAUUGAUUACUUCUGGGAUAGUGAUAUUUCAAUUGGACAGUUCAUUGAAAAUGUUGUUGCUACCUCAAAUUACCCUUGUGAACAAGGGUGUAAUGGGCUAUUAAUAGACCAUUAUAGAAGUUAUGUUCAUGGGUCAGGAAAAGUAGACGUCAUGAUUGAAAGAUUUAAUACCAAACUACCUAAACUUAUAGAUACAAUACUAACAUGGAGUUAUUGCAAAAAGUGUGGGACAUCAACAUCCAUACUACAGAUGAGUCAAAAAACAUGGAAUUACUCAUUUGGUAAAUAUUUAGAGGUUAUGUAUUGGAGUAAUAAGAGAAGUGUUAAUGAAAUUGGAAAAUGUAACCAUGAUUUUGCAAAAGAUCAUGUGAAGUAUUUUGGGUAUAAUGAUUUGGUUGUUAGGGUAGAAUAUUCGGAAUUGGAAGUUUAUGAACUGGUUACACCACCUAGAAAAAUAGUAUGGAAAUCGCAUAAGGAUAUUAAAUUAAAGGUAGAAUUAUAUUAUCAAAUUUUGGACAAAAUUAAUAUCUUUUAUGGGAGUGUGACUGAAAGAUUGAACGGGAUCAAAUUAGACAGUAUUUCGGGAGAAAAGCUUACAUUAGGUAACGAACUUCUAACAGAAUUAUUGAUAAAAGUUGAUGAUGAAAAAAAAAACAUGUUAGAUCAAUUAGAAAACCUUUACAGAAAGACAGAAGGAGACCAUCAUCUUAUUUUAAAUUCUAUUAUCAAUAAAUUGGUUGAAAGAGCAUCAUUGUGGGAUGCGGAAUUCAAUAUCUUUGCUGAGCAGUAUUUGCCAUCAGAGAAAGAUAUUUCUUUGAUUACAUCAAAUCAAUUAAAAAAGCUUUUCGGCUCUAAUCAGGAUAAUAGUUAUGUUAAUCAAUAUAAUUGCGAAGUAGUUAACGAUGGUAAUAAACAUGUUUCUUCAGAAUUAGAUACAGGUGAUAAUAAUGAACAGUCUGACCUGGCAGAAAAAUAUGAAUCAAACUCUACUAAUAAUAUAGAACUCAAAACAAUAUUAUCAGAAGAUAUUGAUUCAAGUUCUCAUUUAUUGGACUCUGAUAAACAAAACUCUCAAAAGGAGAACACUCAGGAAAGGUUGGUUUCAGAGACUGGGAGAUCUGAAAAUAGUGAUGAGAAAUAUGAUAAACAAGCAUUCUCAAGUCCUAAGUUACAGGAUGUAAGAAGAAUAAGUUUUACAGAUAUCGAGAGUCCAAACUCUUACACAAGUAAAGAUCGAAAAAUUGAUACUAAAGUUGGUCAACUAGCCAAUUUUUUUGAUCAAAUGCAUUUUGAUGCAUUAUCAAAAGAAUUUGAAUUACAAAGGGAGCUCGAAAGAUUGCAUACUAAUAAAUCUAAGUAUCAAUCUCUAAGAAUACAUCAUACAGCACCGAUAGUAGAUAUAUAUAAGGAUGUCAAAGAUGCUGUAGAUGAACCCCUACAUGAUAAAAAUACAAUCGAAGACUUAGGUGGUUCAUCUAAAAACAGACAAAAUGACAGCUAUCAGGUUUCUGCUACAGAUCAACAGAACGUAAACGAGAAACUUAAACAGGAAUUGGAAAGUUCGAUGCAUAAGUGGGGAGAACAUAUUCUUAAUAGAUCUGCGUCAGAACAUGAUCAUGAUAGUGAAAAUACAAAAGAAUCGCCAAAAGUAAUGAAAAAUACGUUAACUGCACCUUUACCUCCAACUAUUACUGAAACUAAUAUGAAGAAAGAUGAAACCGUAGUACAACCAGAAAGGUCCUUAUUGAUGAAAACGCUUUCAAAUUUUUGGGCAGAUAGGUCAGCGUCAUCUUGGAAACCUCUGACAUAUCCAACAUCUCAUUCGGAGCAUAUAUUUCCGGAUAGCAAUGUUCUUAUAAGAGAUGAUGAACCUACUUCUUUGGUCGCUUUUUGCUUAAGCACAUCAGAUUAUAAACAAAAAAUGGCGACACUUAUUGAUCUAAAACAAGAUUCGUCGGUAAUAAAUAACAUUCCGAACGAUAAAGUAGUAAAUAAUUUGUUGAACCAUAAUUUUUCCGAAGCUUCUGAAAGUGUUAAAGAUAAUGAAAUCUUCGACAAAUCAAGUUUGACAAACGAAAUUGCUAUCGAUCCAUGUCUAGGAACGGACUCUCAAGCAAUCGAAGCCAUAUUAACGGAUAAUCAGAUAAUGGAGAAAAGUAUGACAAAGUCAACCGCAAUGCAUCUUCGUUAUCAAUUCCAAGACCAGGAAACUGUGAUGUCAUGUAAGAUAUUUUUUGCAGAACAUUUUGAAGCAUUCAGAAGAAUUUGUGGAUGCCAUGAGAAUUUUAUACAAAGUUUAUCAAGAUGUAUUAAAUGGGACUCAAGUGGGGGGAAAAGUGGUAGUGGUUUUUUGAAAACAUUGGAUGAUCGAUUCGUUGUUAAAGAACUAUCGCAUGCUGAACUGGAUGCUUUUAUUAAAUUUGCACCAAGUUAUUUUGAAUAUAUGUCGCAAGCUAUGUUCCAUGAUUUACCUACAGCUUUAGCAAAAAUUUUUGGAUUUUAUCAAAUUCAAAUAAAAAGCUCAGCUAACUCUAAAAGUUAUAAAAUGGAUUUAAUCAUUAUGGAAAAUUUAUUUUAUGAAAAGAAAACAAGUCGAAUUUUCGACCUGAAAGGAUCGAUGAGGAACAGGCAUGUUGAACAAACUGGAAAGGAGAAUGAAGUUCUUCUAGAUGAAAAUAUGGUAGAAUAUAUUUAUGAAUCACCAAUUCAUGUUAGAGAAUAUGACAAAAAACUUUUGAGAGCAUCCCUAUGGAAUGAUACAUUAUUUUUAGCGAAAAUGAACGUAAUGGACUAUUCUCUUGUUAUUGGUAUAGAUAAUGAGGGACACACCAUCACUGCAGGUAUUAUAGAUUUUAUUAGGACGUUUACGUGGGAUAAAAAGCUAGAAAGUUGGGUUAAAGAAAAAGGUUUAGUAGGUGGAAAUAGUUCAAAAAUGCCAACAGUUGUAACUCCAAGACAAUAUAAGAAUAGAUUCAGAGAAGCAAUGGAACGCUAUAUUUUAAUGGUGCCUGAUCCAUGGUAUCAGGAAACUAAUUAA
Molecule: messenger RNA, 6798 nt
Organism: Vanderwaltozyma polyspora DSM 70294
Lineage: Eukaryota; Fungi; Ascomycota; Saccharomycetes; Saccharomycetales; Saccharomycetaceae
Gene: FAB1
Product: 1-phosphatidylinositol-3-phosphate 5-kinase
Exons: 1
Coding region: 1-6798 (2265 amino acids)
Biological process (GO): phosphatidylinositol phosphate biosynthetic process
Cellular component (GO): endosome membrane; fungal-type vacuole membrane
Molecular function (GO): ATP binding; metal ion binding; 1-phosphatidylinositol-3-phosphate 5-kinase activity
Source: RefSeq, a predicted model, not a curated record